Lotus japonicus is the source of this 952-nucleotide messenger RNA. RefSeq names its product two-component response regulator ORR10-like. Gene Ontology annotation, biological process: cytokinin-activated signaling pathway; phosphorelay signal transduction system. Bases 252 to 728 code for a protein of 158 amino acids. The transcript is spliced from 5 exons. Lineage: Eukaryota; Viridiplantae; Streptophyta; Magnoliopsida; Fabales; Fabaceae. The record is from RefSeq and is a predicted model, not a curated record.
CUUCUUCCCUCAUUUCUUCCCUCAUUCUUCAAUUCAAAAACCAACCUUGAAGAUCCUGCAGAUUCUGAUGAAAUCAAUCUGCGGGAUACCACAUUCCAAACUGCCAGAUUUCCUAUGAGGAUUAUGUAUCAUAGGCUCCAAUUUAAAAUGACACAUUCUGAUUCAUUACCUUCAUCUAUCCCUCAGAGUCUUCUAUAUAUCCCUCUUCCUUGUUGUGGCUUGCACAUAUCAUCAUCUUCCAAGUUAUUGUAAUGGCUGCACAGACCCCGUUCCAUGUUUUGGCUGUUGAUGACAGUCUUAUUGAUAGAAUGUUGAUUGAGAGACUCCUAAAAAGAUCUUCCUUUCAUGUUACUACAGUGGACUCUGCCAGUAAGGCUUUAAAAUUUCUUGGUUUGGUUGAAGAUGAGUUGAGGAAUUUUGACACUAAUGUUGCUUCAGAAAUUCAUCAGAUGCAGGAUGUAGAUGUAAACCUGAUCAUAACAGAUUACUGUAUGCCAGGAAUGACUGGCUAUGAUCUGCUGAGAAAAAUCAAGGAAACUAAAUCUCUUAAAGACAUACCAGUUGUAAUUAUGUCCUCAGAGAAUGUUCCAUCAAGGAUCAACAGAUGCCUAGAGGAGGGAGCUGAAGAAUUCUUCCUGAAACCAGUUAGGCUAUCAGAUUUAAACAAGCUCAAGCCCCAUUUGUUGAAGUCAAGAGUGAAGGAAGAGCAAGACCAACCCAUCAAAUGACAAAAGGAAGAGCAUAAAAGAAUCCACUCCCCAUAUAAAAGUAGACUAAAAUGUACUAGUUAAAAUUUGUUUCUAAGGUAAAUUUGAGAAUGCAAAGGUAGUUCCUAGAACAUUUUCCUAGGUAGAUUGUCAGCUCAAUCAUGUAAAAGGGUUAUUAAGCUGUGUAAGUCCUGAUGUAAGAGUUGAAUUCAAUUAUGGUGGACAAAUAGCAAUUGAUUUGGACA